Staurois parvus is the source of this 631-nucleotide messenger RNA. Lineage: Eukaryota; Metazoa; Chordata; Amphibia; Anura; Ranidae. The record is from the annotation of a GenBank genome assembly.
UGUGGGACCCCUGAUGUACAGGAAGACAGGACUUCAGUGCGGAACAUUUCCCUCACUCAGGACAGGAAAGUGGCUUCUCCCUCAUGUGCAAUCUCUGAUGUUUGGAAAGGCUGCAUUUCACUGAAAACAUUUCCCCACACACUCAGAACAGGAAUACGGCUUCUCCCCAGUGACAGGAAUAUGGUUUUUCCCCUGUGUGAGAUCUCUGAUGUGUGUAAAGAUGAGACUUCUGUGAAAAACAUUUCCCACACUCAGGACAGCAAUAAGGCUUCUCCCCCGUGUGAGAUCUCUGAUGAUUGACAAAAUAUGUUUUUGUUGCAAAACAUUUUCCACACUCAGGACAGGAAAGUGGCUUCUCCCCCGUGUGAGAUCUCUGAUGCCUGUACAAACUAGACAUCUGUGAAAAAACAUUUCCCCACGCAAGAAACAGGAAAGUGGUUUUUCUCCCCUUUGUGUGAUCUCUGAUGUCUGUAAAAAUUGGACGUCUGUGAAAAACAUUUCCCGCACUCAGGACAGGAAUAUGGUUUUUCCCCCCUGUGUGAGAUCUUUUUAUGCCUAUUUAGAUGGGAUUUAAAAUGGAAACCCCUUCCCGCACUCAGUACAGGUACAGGAGAAGCUCAUCUCUGUUGGA